AAAUCCCAUAUGAAACAUUUUAUUUGAGUUGAGAUUGUUCAAUUUCAAAAAUAUAGAUGGGAAACUUUUUGGAAAAACCGGUUACCGACAAACGAAAUUUUCAUGGUGAGGGUAACAGUUUGCGUUACGGAGUCGGGAGUAUGCAAGGCUGGAGGACUGAAAUGGAGGACGCUCAUUUCAGCAAGAUCGGACUCGGAGAGGGCUAUGAAAACUGGUCUUUCUUCGGCAUAUUCGAUGGGCACGGUGGCAGCACCGUUUCACACUAUUGUGCAGAAAAUCUUCUUAAAUGCAUCAUGGCUACAUCCGAGUUCAGUGAAGGUGCUAUAAGGGAAGCGAUUAUAGCCGGAUUUCAGAAUCUGGACUCUGAUCUGUUGAAAAAGCCGGAGUUUUCAAGCGGCGAAGACAAAGCCGGGUCGACAGCCAUCUGUGCUUUGAUAAACUCUACUAACAUUUAUAUUGCCAAUCUCGGAGACUCUAGAGGUAUCCUCAGUAAAACUUCGGCUCAGUGCUUUUCGACGGUAGACCACAAACCGAUAAACCCUCCUGAAAGGGAAAGGAUUUUAAGUGCAGGCGGUACGGUGGUUCUACAGAGGCUUAACGGGAGUCUGGCUGUGUCCCGUGCCGUAGGUGACUACCAGUACAAAGGCGAUUCAAAGCGUCCGCCCGCCAGACAACUUGUUUCCAUUGAGCCGGACGUCUACGUCUUAGAACGAGACGAGGAAAAUGACGAGUUUCUUGUCUUAGCCUGCGACGGGAUCUGGGACGUUAUGUUAAACGAAGACGUAUGCGAUUACGUAAGAUAUUUACUGUCGAUAACAAGCGAUUUGGAGUAUGUCGUAAAUCACUUGAUAGACACCUGCCUCUUCAAGAAAAGCUUCGACAACAUGAGCGUUAUCCUCAUCACAUUGGCCAAAGCGCCGAAACCGUCUCUUUCCAUUAUCAAACGCGACGAGUCCGUAAAUCGAAAAGUAGGGAACUUAGUCCGCGGCAUCAUUGGAAAUCAUUGUGAUGUGGAUUUCAAGGUUAUUCUAAACGUUCUCGAAGAAGAAGAUAUCCAAGAUCUACCACCUGGAGCAGGUCUCAGUGCAAAGAUGUCAUUGGUUCAGCAAAUAUACCAAGAACUGUGCCCUCAUGAGGCGGACAAAAAUUUUUACAUUUACAGGUGGAACAGCAUUUGGCAUUCAGUUAAAUUUAAUGGAACGACGUCGUGUGUCUAAUGUCUACCCGUGUAAUAGCAAAUCACUGUAAGUACGGAUAAAAAAGAAAAUGAUAAACAAACUGAACAAAAUGUCUCCUGAAAAAACAAAUAAAUGAAUACUACACAUA
Molecule: messenger RNA, 1326 nt
Organism: Cimex lectularius (bed bug)
Lineage: Eukaryota; Metazoa; Arthropoda; Insecta; Hemiptera; Cimicidae
Product: protein phosphatase 1B-like
Exons: 2
Coding region: 57-1217 (386 amino acids)
Biological process (GO): protein dephosphorylation
Molecular function (GO): protein serine/threonine phosphatase activity; manganese ion binding; magnesium ion binding
Source: RefSeq, a predicted model, not a curated record